CUUUUCGGGACGUCAUCUUGUAACGAGCCCUACCCCACUCACAAUCCAACUCUACGUGGGGAAAAUGAGGAGGAAUUCGGUGACCCUGCUCAAGCUGGUUGUCGCUGCUGUUAUAUUUCUAGCAGCAGGCCCUCUUGCAAUGAAGUUUCUGUUUGGUUCUCGGCGUACAGAUCAAUAUGUGGAUACCGGUCUCCCAAAGGCACCUGUAGAGAGAAGAGAUGUUGUACCGGACAAAAGUUCUGGUGAACUAAAGAAGAUAGACUGGCAUGACUACAAACAGAUAUCAGCAGAUACAGCGAGGGUUGGACCAGGGGAGCAGGGGUCUGCUGUUAUUCUCACUGCUGCCGAAGAGAAACUGAAAAAUGACCUUUACAAAGUUAAUGGCUUUAAUGCUUUUGCUAGUGAUAAAAUUUCCUUACAACGUUCCUUGAAGGAUAUAAGGCAUCCAGAUUGUAAAACCAAGAAGUAUUGGAACAAAUUACCCAACUGCAGUAUAGUUGUCCCAUUCCAUAAUGAACACUGGACAACCCUGCUACGACUCACUUACAGUGUGAUCGACAGAGCCCCUGAAAACCUCUUACAUGAAGUUAUUCUUGUUGAUGAUUUUAGCACUAAAAAAUUUUUAAAAGAUGAGUUAGAUGAAUAUGUGGCUAAACAAUGGCAUGGCCGGGUGAAAGUUGUUCAUGCAGAGAGGAGAGAGGGGUUGAUUAGGACCCGCAUCCUGGGGGCCAAACAUGCCACAGGAGAUGUCAUCUUAUUCUUAGAUGCUCACGUAGAGGCUAAUAUCAACUAUUUACCACCAUUGUUAGAUCCUAUAGCUGAGGAUUAUAGAACAGUGGUAUGCCCAUUCAUUGAUGUGAUAGACUACGAGAACUUCAACUAUCGAGCCCAGGAUGAGGGGGCCAGAGGGGCGUUUGACUGGGAGUUCUUCUAUAAACGUCUACCUCUCUUGCCUGAAGACUUGAAACAUCCAGCUGAGCCAUUCAAUUCUCCAGUAAUGGCAGGCGGAUUGUUUGCCAUAAGCAGGAAGUGGUUCUGGGAGCUUGGCGGCUAUGACCCCGGGCUCGACAUCUGGGGCGGGGAACAGUAUGAACUCUCAUUUAAGCUCUGGCAGUGUGGAGGGAAGAUGGUGGAUGCUCCAUGCUCCAGGAUAGGCCACAUCUACAGAAAGUUUGCCCCCUUCCCCAACCCUGGGGUCGGUGACUUUGUAGGAAGGAACUACCGCCGUGUUGCAGAGGUGUGGAUGGACGAGUAUGCUGAGUUCUUGUACAAACGUCGACCCCACUACCGCAAUAUUGAGACUGGAGACCUAACAGACCAGCUGGAGGUUCGAAAACGUCUGAAGUGCAAGCCCUUCAAGUGGUUUAUGGAAGAGGUGGCCUUUGACCUUGUAAAGAUUUACCCACCAGUUGAACCCCCUCCCAUUGCCAGCGGAGAGUUUAGAAGCAAGGCUGCCCCUCUGUGUAUAGAUACAAAGUUCCGGGGAGGUGAAGAGAACUUCAAGCUCGAAGAUUGUAUAAAGGAUGGUAAAGGUGGCGGGGAGCAGGAAUUGGAGUUGACAUGGCAUAAGGAUAUUCGACCAAAGAAAAGGACAGUAUGCUUUGAUGCGUCCACAUCAGUGAAGAAGGCACCAGUGAUAUUGUUUAACUGCCAUGGCAUGGGUGGAAACCAGCGCUUCAAAUACAAUGUUGACGACCAGCAAGUGUUCCAUCCAAUCAGUGGCCAGUGUCUGGACUGUGAUACGGGUAGUCGCGAGGUCUUCAUGAACCCAUGCGACAAGAACUCAAACACCCAAAAAUGGCUCAUCAGUAAUGUUAACAUUACGGCUGUCAGAAAAGAUUGGAAUGAACCAUAGAGGUGGCCCCAAGAGAUUGAGAGUAUAGAAAUUAUGUUUUUACUUUUUGUGAGGGUUUAAUAUUCACAAUAACUUUAAAAGUCCACUUAUGUUACAAGUUUAGAAUGUUAUGAAAUUAUGUUUUACAGAAUGUUUCUUUUCAAAGUUCAAAUAAACCUUACUAAAUAAGACCAAACUGUAAUAAAAGGACCCCACAAAAUUAACACAAGCUACAGAAAUUAUCACAUAUAUGGAAGGUGUGUUCUGAUAUUAGUGAUGAUUCAUAACAAGUUCUAUUACACGGCCAGGGUUUUCAUGGUUUUUAAGAGAACUCUGACAUAGCAAUAAAAUAUUUGAAUUUCAUACGUAAUGAUCACAUAUUUUAGCCAAGAAUUAAAUUGGAAUGGUUUCUUAUCUUGAUUAAAAUGAUGAUUUUACUGCUUUAUGAAUUUUAAUGGUGUUUUUAAAUGUAAAUAUGUUGACAUAUCAUUCUUUAAAUUUUAUGUGUAUAAAACACACAUUCUACCUUCAUUUAUGUUUUCUGAUAACUUAAUGUACACUAUGAAAUUUAAAUAGCUGAUUGCACCAUUUUUGUUGAAGGCCAAUGCAUUUGCUGUAUUUGUGUGUAACAAUUUUUAUUCAAAUAUAUUUUAAUGAUUUUAAAUAUGGUUUUCUUAAUUAUACACAUAAUCUUUAUUGUCCCACUUUUGUACCUGCUUUUAACUGAACCAUAGAGUUAGGUGUUGACAUUUUAAGUUCUUUUAUAUAUGUACCUGUUGGUACAAUAAAUCUGUGAUAUCCACUUUGGAUGGUAUCUUACAUGAUCUUAAAGCUUACUUUUAUCUAAUUAUAAUACUAAUUCUUUAUAGAUGGAGCUUUAUAUGAGCAUAUUAUUGUGAUUGUAUUGUUCAAAUGUCUAGUCUCUAGAGUAAUUUAUGGUCUAUAUUAUGUUGUGUAUAUUGUCGUGUUUCUGUGUGGUUAAUACCAGACAAUAUCUAUUUAAACUAGAAUAUGUAGAAAUUAUUUUUUGUAUUUAAAUUUCUCCUUUGAACAUUCCACUGUAAAUAAUGCAUCGAAAAGUAUCACCACAUAGUUUAAUAAUGUACAAAUUUUUCCAGUGUUUUCUGUGUCUUUAUUACCAUACAAAUAAUGUAUAUCUUGUAAUCUGUAAGUGUCAAAACAAACUUACCAAUUAAAAACCCAUACAAGUUUAUUACUGCUGACACAUUUAUCUGAUGGAUUUUUACUCUGAUACAGCGUAUGUAUUCCCUCCAGGGAUUCAGAUUGCGGGUAUCUUGUACCUGUUACACAUUGUUAUAUUGUUCAUGAAUCAAAUAUUAAUAAAACGUUUCAUGUAACAGUUCAUUAAUUCAUCAAAGCAUUUUCAUACACAUUCUCAUACAUUAUUACAUUGGUCAUUAAAUCUUAGAAAUCCAAAUUUGACCAUAUAAACUCAGUGUCCAUUUCAUCUGUAUUUAACGCAUGAGCUGCAUUGCGUGAUUUAGGCAUUUGGGCAUAAUUAUUACUAUUGAUAAAAUCAUAAAUAAAAAAAAUACUAAAAAUAAUGAAUUUUUGAUGUGUUUAAAUUUCAUCCAAUUUCAUUGUUAUUAGUGCUUCAUUUUCUUGACAAUUUAUGAAGAUUACUCAUUUUUCCAAAGCAAACACGGCUUUUGUUCCAACAUUCGAAGUGUCUAAUUCAAAUAGCCUGAUCGUCAAAUAUACGAUAAUGAAUCAUCAAACUCUUCUUAAUUUAGCUUUCUUAUAAUGCAUGUUAUUUCAAUAAUGGACUUUCAAUAUGACAUCACUUGUUUGAGGUCAAUUUUAGAAUUUAAAAUGGGCAAUGCAUGGUUCACUUUUAAAACUGAUAUCUUUAGCAAAUUAGAGAUUUCAUCAUGCUAUUUUCACUAUUGCUUCAUAAUAAAAGUUAUUUAAUUGAAAUACCAAACAAAACCAUGUGGAAUAAUAAACAGGUAAGCCCGAAGGUCCAAAAUGGCACGAUGUUGUUCAUUUAUUUAUAGACUCUAAAAGGAUCUUCAGGGAUAAAUGCCAAGAGGGUUUUAAGUGGUAUUUAAGUAAAAGAUCUAUGUAUAUUUCCACUUUUUUCCAUUUUCCCUCAAUUUACAUAUACACUUAUGCAAUUUUGUUACGUGUUAGCAAUUUAAUGAUUGUAUGAUAAUUGAAGAUAUUUUAUUCUGACAUGUUUAUUUCAUCCUAUUUAUUAUAAGUGUAUGACAAAUGAUCAGCCAGUUGCUUUUUAAACCAUAAAUAAUGAUGAUAACCUGAUUCUAAAAUGAGAUUUAUGAUAGAAGAUUGAAAAUGAAAGUCUAAAUAUAAUUUUGUUAUCAUGAUGAUAUCUCUAAAAUUUUGUGAGAUAUGGGUUUCACAAGUAAGACCAUGCAUUGAGCAUUUUGUACCUGUAAGUUUGUUUCAGGUUGAUCAAGUAACUUAACCUUAUUUAAUUGGUUGUUUGCAAUUUGUAGUACCCUCAUUGAUAAGAGGAGGGGGGUGGUAAGCUUAUUUAGUCAAUCUUUGGGUAAAACCUGCGAGCAUCUCCUUGAUAAGAGAUUAUGGGUUAAGCAUCUGUCUGAAGGGUUAUGUUAUGAAGGUUUGAGGCAAGUUAAGCAUCUGUCUGAAGGGUUAUGUUAUGAAGGUUUGAGGCAAGUUUGCACCCCUGCCCUUACUAAUGAGACAUCAAAUAAAAAUAUAUCAUACAUUGUGUAAUGCUUAUAGUAUGCUUUAUUUCUUAUACCAUGACCCUUUCCUACUCUGUGAUUCUUUUUCAUCCCUGUGUAUAUUUUUCCCUGUGUAUAUUUUUGUUUGCUCCCAUGUAAAGUAUAUUUAUUAUGUUGAGUUUUAGUAAGAUUUUUAAAGAUGUAGUGUUGGAAACCGGUAUAUGAAAAUCAUAAUUAACUGUAAAUGUUGUUUUAGAAAACCAUAGUAAUGGUGUUAUUCUCCAUACAAACAUGUAGUGUGCCAUUUAAAAGUAUUAUGUGUAUGAUUGAUAUUAACCUGUGCUUCAUAAUACAAACUAGAUCCUAUUAUAAACUACUAUAGUUAAUCAUUGGUUUGAAGGUAUUUUUAUGCCCAGAUUUAUGGGGGCGGGGAUAGAGUUUUUUCUCAGCAAGAAACUUGAUUGGAAACUCGACUUGAAAAGACCACACAACUUUGGUCAGUGUUGUGAUAUAGGGAUUUUGUAGCAAUAUUUAGUGCCUCGGUCACAUUUCUUUUUACGUAUCUGACUUGACCAUUUGCUAACUUGACCUUGAUGUGACUGUGCUCUUUUCUGUCAAAUGACAAGGCCCACUUGUGUCUAGUUCUCCGGGUUCCUUUGACAGCCCCAGUUCAACGAACAGUUUCAAGUCAAAAUUUGUUCUACAUUCUCUCAACAUGAUAUACACUGUACAUCCAUUAUGACAUGUACCGAGUACACCCAUAUGUAAUAUUGAGCUUUGUAAAGAUGUUUUUCAUAUGAAUAAACAUUCUUUGUAAUGCUUGUUCUUUAGGGCUAUUCCAUUUAAACUUAUAACCCCCGGUGGGAAGGCACUUUAAAAAUAUACCACCUCCCUACAGAGGCAAAUUUACCCUUUCAGAGUCCAAAUAAGCCAAAAAAGACACCCACCCAUGUACAAGACACCCACCCAUGUACAAGACACCCACCCAUGUACAAGACACCCACCCAUGUACAAGACAUCCACCCAUGUACAAGACACCCACCCAUGUACAAGA
Molecule: messenger RNA, 5560 nt
Organism: Mya arenaria
Lineage: Eukaryota; Metazoa; Mollusca; Bivalvia; Myida; Myidae
Product: putative polypeptide N-acetylgalactosaminyltransferase 10
Exons: 12
Coding region: 65-1855 (596 amino acids)
Cellular component (GO): Golgi apparatus
Source: RefSeq, a predicted model, not a curated record